GUGUGUGUGUAUCUAUGUGUGUGCACGCGCAUAAGGAGAACAGCACACGUAUAACUUUGGCAGCACUGAUGAAACUCCUGUAUGCCUUGUCACUCUCUACCAUAGUGUCAACACAACAGAUCUGUGUUGGUCAGUUUAUUACACAGUGUCGCUUCGUAGCCCGUGAACGGUGACUGUCUGUGAGUCAGUUAUCAUAUCUGAUAACUUCAGUAUCUUCACAUACUGAAGCGCAGCACCAGAAAACGUCCAGCAGAUGCAAGACGAUUUUGUGGCAUUAAGACGGUGGACGUGAAGACUCAGUAAGCCAUCAUCAGCCAUGGAAAUAGCUGGAAACGAUUGCAGAGAUCUUCAGGAAGAAGAGAUGCUGCAAAACAAAGAACAGGAAUCACGGAGUGCAAGGAGUUUCCGUGUUCUAAAACAGCUUGGGUUUACGAUUAUAGCAUCGCUCGGACAUUUUUCAACAGGCUCAGUUCUCACUUGGCCUUCUCCAGCCCUCUCUGACUUAGCACGGAACAAUGUCACAUGGGUUGGAACUGAACUUGUUCUCACGUCGAUGCAAGUGGAUAUGACAGGCAGCCUGGUAUCCCUAGGAAGCAUCCUCGGGGUGUUGAUGGGUGGAACAAUGGUUACACGGCUGGGGCGGCGCAGGUCUAUGCAGACUGCAGUGGCUCCUUGGCUUAUAGGGCUUGUGGCCCUCGCUCUUGCUCCCAACGUCCAUGUCUUGCUUCUUGCCAGAUUGCUGCUGGGAUUUACGAGCGGAGUCUCUGCUGUGGCCGGAGCUCUCUAUACAACAGAAAUCGUGGACGCAGAGGUGCGAGGUAUCAUGUACAACAUUCUCUGCCUGAACGUAACGUUAGGGGGUCUCUUUGCCGUAGGCGUGGGAUACUUUGUUCGAUGGUUCCACCUGGCUAUGAUAUGUACAAUUCCUCCUUCACUUCUCCUGAUUGGCAGUUUCUUUUUACCUGAUUCUCCAACCCUCCUGGUGGUGCGUGGAGAAAAAAUUGAGGCACUGAGAGUACUGAGAAAGCUACGAGGCCCUCACGCAAACCUGAAAUCAGAAAUAGAAGUUAUAGAAAUGAAGAAUUCUUUCCGUGCAGAUGGAUGGCAGAAACUUCUGAACCGGUAUAUAGUGAAACGAAUUAUCAUUGUGGUAAUGCUUAUGGCUUUCCUAUUUCUCUGUGGAAAUGAUGUCUUCAUUGUCCACACGGCCCGUAUCCUGAGGGAGGCAGGGUACCCCAUGGACGCCGACAUUGGCACAACCACUGUGGCAGUAGUAAGGAUUGUUGGGAUGCUGGUGUCAUUCCUUUUAGUAGAUCGGAUGGGCCGACGACCAAGUUUGGUAGCAUCAUACGCCAUCUCUUCAGUCUUCUUGAUUGUCCUCGGGGUGUAUGUUCACCUGACUGAGACGGCGACACCUGAAGACACCACUUCCUCUGCACUGGGUUGGGUGCCACUGGUAAGCGUCAUAAUGAUCUCGUUCGGCUUGCAGAUAGGAGCCCAGCCAGUGACCUUCCUCCUAUCAGCAGAGUACUUUCCUACCAGUGUUCGGGGUCAGACCUUCUCUAUAUGUUAUUCAUCAGGGAUGCUGUGUUCUUUCCUGGUGUUACAAGUAUACAACUUGAUGGUAGACGCAUUCACCCUUUCCGGGUAUUACUGGUUCUGUGCUGCCAUUAGCUUUGUCGCUGUAAUUUUUACCCUUAUAUUUGUUCGAGAAACCAAAGGCGAGAAUGUUGGCUGAUACAGGACAUGGAGGAAAGAUAAUUCAAGAAAAAAUAUGCAGGAGGGGAACCGGUCAAGGGCAACAAAAUUUACGAUUAAGAAGAAAGAAAAUAAAAAGUGUCGUUUGGUCUCGGAAUAAGAUCAAAAGAGUUAGCCAAUGAGAUAAAUAUUUUGAAACCUCCCACUUAAAUUAAUUUGGAUCAUAGAAAGGUAAGAAUACAGAAACAGAUAGGGAAUUCUAUAGUUUAUCAAAAUAGUUAUAAUUAAUCACUACUAUCUUUGCUUUACAUAGCUUAAAUUUCUAUCACUCUCGAGGAUGGGCAAUACCACAAUGCAUACAGCAUACUGACGAUGAAUAUUGAUCAAUAUUUUUGUAUUGGUGUUAGUAUUGCCUUAGCAACUCAAUCGUAAUACCGUUAUACUAGCAUCAUUUACGCUUUUUCCUCAUAAUGCAACGACAAACAUACAUUAAUACAUUGACACAUUUAUGUAAAGAUUUUUGGUUGGUCACUGUACAUGUCAUCUGCAUUACAUCAGAAUACACACAUUAUAACUCUAGACAUAAUUGUGAUAACUGCAUGUCAUGAAAUACAGUUCUCUGUUGCAGUCGUUUUUUAUAUUACACGAUUUAAUUACUACACUAAUUAAUAUUGGUAUAUUAUUAUCACCGGAAAUAAUUCCGAGUAUCGAUGCUCAUCAUUGGCUGCAGAAAAGAUGUGGAGACCACACAAUAAAAAACUGACCCAAAAAUGUAGUUAAUCUUUUCCUUCUUUAAAUCCUACGUGCAAUCAAGGGAUUUAUCUUACGUUCAGUGUCAACAGUGGUAAUGUAAGGAGCAAAUGAUUCAGGUAAGGUUGUCAACAAGUGAAACGUCCAGGAAAUCCAAGAUGCGACUUGUCAUGAAGGAGCAAAAGCCGUAGACUAAUUUUUGCAAUAGGACACAAGCCAAAGCCAGCGGGGGCAGAAAAGCUGGCUCCACGAAAGCGGCGCUUCGAGACCGCUGCCCAGUAGUGUCCAGCCCUGAAGGCCGCCGGCACCGCGGCGUGCGAGUCUUGAGCUGAAAACGCAGACUGCCUGCUCCUGGCUGGUGCCAAGCAUGCAGUGUGAAUAAAGCAAGCCAUGUAAUUUUGGACAAUCCUGUACAAAGUAAGUUGACAUUAAAAAAUUCUAGCUAUCUUAUUACUUUUAUUUACAAAAAUUAAAUCCAUGCCAACAGAAAAGUAAUUCAUUGUGGGAGGAAAAUGAAGACGACAAAUAUGUAUACAC
Molecule: messenger RNA, 2985 nt
Organism: Portunus trituberculatus (swimming crab)
Lineage: Eukaryota; Metazoa; Arthropoda; Malacostraca; Decapoda; Portunidae
Product: facilitated trehalose transporter Tret1-like
Exons: 8
Coding region: 317-1738 (473 amino acids)
Biological process (GO): transmembrane transport
Cellular component (GO): membrane
Molecular function (GO): transmembrane transporter activity
Source: RefSeq, a predicted model, not a curated record